This is a messenger RNA of Stylonychia lemnae, 993 nucleotides long. Lineage: Eukaryota; Ciliophora; Spirotrichea; Sporadotrichida; Oxytrichidae. The record is from the annotation of a GenBank genome assembly.
AUGAAACAUAUACAAAACAAAAAAUUAUCAACAUCUUACUAAACCCUAUUUAAGCUGGAAAAGGAUUACUCAAGAUGUAAUCAUUAGCCCCUUUCAGCUUAUUUACCUAGAAAUCAAAAUAAUAGGCUAACAGCCCAUUCACACUAGAAAAUAAAUAGAGAAAGACAGCACCUGGACAUCUAAUUUGAACAAUAAGAACAACCAAAAGCUCAAUUUGCAGAGUGUGGUGAUAUGACCUUUUCAGAAACAUAUGAUAACUACAUUCAGAAAUGCCAUAGCAAUGAAAGUUAAGAAGGUAAUACCUCUGAAGCAGCUGCAAAUUCAGAAGGCUUCUCAACUCCUUAGUAAAAUAGCGAGAAAAACAUAGAUUUAAAGACUGAUUCAACCUCAGUAGAUCUUCAUUUUAAUGAGUAAAGCAUUUUAUCAGAAAAUAGCAACUAGGAUAUGGAUAUUGCAAUGAGUGAUUCUGAUCUAAAAGAUGAUAGUCCUCAAAGUAUAUAAGAAGAUGCUCCAAUUGAAAAUUUGAUAAAACCUAACGAUUAACAGUAACAAAAAUAUAUCUAAAACUUGAUUUUGCAAACAAUCCAGCAAAAUAUCGAGACAGUGAGACGUUUGCCUCCAUAUUCUGAGAUAAUUAAUAGGCAGAACGUAUAACCCUUACUUCCAUCAUUAGAAAAUUAAGUAAUCAAAAUAAAGUUCAUGAGUAUUUAGAAUUAAAAAACACUAGUCCUUGAUAUGGACGAAACCUUGGUUCAUUGCAGUUUUGAGGCCUUCUACGGAUUUAAUGAGAUUAUUCCAGUAUCGCAUAAUUUUUCUUCCAAUGAGGGAUCUCCUAAAUCCUUAUAGCUCUUUGUUGCUUAUCGCCCCUAUCUACUAGAAUUUAUUUAGUAAAUGUCUGCGCAAAAUCUUAUGCUGAUCUUAUUCUUAAUAAAAUAGACCCUGAAAAUAAAUUUUUCAAACACCGACUCUAUCGCGAUUCUUGUAUCUAGCUGA